AUGUUCAUGAACACAUUGCACCAUGCCAAGUUCUGGAGAAGUGCCUUCUCGAAGACGAAAGGGAUUUUUCAAAAUGAGGCAUACAGCGCAUUUAAGGGAAGGGAAAUAAAGAGGCCCGCCACAAGUGUGUAUGACCACGUUCAGGCGAAACAGGAAAAAAGCAAAAAAGGAGCAUUACCAAACUUAGGCAUCGAGGAAUAUGCACAGGAACGAAAAUCUCAGCAGGUGGAAGUACCACCCGUUAGGAGAAAACACGAGGAGGAGUUUAACCAAAGGAUUAACUCCUUCUAUGUCGAUAAAAAUGUUUUUUUUCUUGUCGGAUGUUUAUCCACCUUGUACAGUAUAUUUGUGUAUGACUUCUUCACAAACCGAUGUGUGCAAAUAUUUUCCAAUUUUUUUUUUUUUAUGUUUCAUUUUACUAGGAAGACGGUGAAUAUAAUGGCCUGUAUAUUGCACACUCUGUUUAUUUUCCUCCAAGUGUGCGUUUUGGUCAUUAAAUCUAGCCCCAAGUUGAACAUGCCGGUCGCUGAAUGA
Plasmodium inui San Antonio 1 is the source of this 534-nucleotide messenger RNA. RefSeq lists its product as hypothetical. Lineage: Eukaryota; Apicomplexa; Aconoidasida; Haemosporida; Plasmodiidae. The record is from RefSeq and is a predicted model, not a curated record. Bases 1 to 534 code for a protein of 177 amino acids. The transcript has a single exon.